GCGCGCCUCACAUGAACGAGCAAACUCUCUCCCGUGUAUCGAUGAAGCUGGUUGAAACAUGGCGGACUUCCUGCCGACCCGAACCGUGCUAAACCAGUGCUUCCCAGUUUGCCUGCUUUCCAGCACCGAGGUUGAACAGCUGAGGAAAUCUAAGGAGAUUGACAAAAGUCUUUCCCGAGACAAAACCUACGCGGAACGACUAGUAAAGAUACUUUUACUGGGCGCGGGCGAGAGCGGCAAAUCCACUUUCCUCAAACAGAUGAGGAUCAUCCACGGGCAGGACUUCGACCAGCAAGAUCGUGAAGAGUUCCGGGCAACAAUUUACAGCAAUGUUAUCAAAGGUGUGCGUGUGUUGGUGGACGCACGGGAGAAGCUUCACAUCCCUUGGGGUUCCCCUGACAACCAGGUGCACGGAGACAAUGUGAUGUCAUUCGACACACGGUCUGUGAUGAUGGCGAACGGCCAGGUGGAGACGAGCGUGUUUCUCAAGUACCUGCCCUCCAUCCAGGUCCUGUGGGCCGACAGCGGAAUACAACAGGCCUACGACAGACGCAGGGAGUUCCAACUGGGUGAGUCUGUGAAGUAUUUCUUGGACAAUGUGGAGAUGCUGGGGGAGCAGAGCUACAUCCCUUCCCAGCAGGACAUCCUGCUAGCCCGCAAGCCCACUAAAGGCAUCCAUGAGUACGACUUUGAGAUCAAGAGUGUUCCCUUCAAGAUGGUGGACGUGGGAGGACAGCGCUCAGAGAGACGACGGUGGUUUGAGUGUUUUGACUCUGUCACCUCCAUACUGUUCCUAGUGUCUUCUUCAGAGUAUGACCAGGUCUUGAUGGAGGACCGACAGACCAACCGUCUGAGAGAGUCAUUGAACAUCUUUGAAACGAUAGUCAACAACCGAGUCUUCCUCGCUGUCUCCAUCAUCCUCUUCCUCAACAAGACUGACCUCCUGGAGGAGAAGGUCUCGAACAUUUCGCUGAAGAAAUACUUUCCAGAGUACACGGGGCCGGACCACAGCCUGCCGGACGUCCAGAAGUUCCUAGUGGACUGUUUCCGGGGGAAGAGAAGAGAUGCGACACAGAAGCCCCUCUACCACCACUUCACCACAGCCAUCAACACAGAGAACAUCCGCCUGGUGUUCCGAGAUGUCAAGGAUACCAUCCUCCACGAAAACCUCAAACAGCUUAUGCUCCAGUGACCUAUGACCACUAGAGAGGACCUGAGAGGAACCAGCCUCCGAGAGAACCCCAGAGAGGACCUCUUCUCCCGCCUAAAAGAAGACCUGAUUGAGGACUGCUCUCACCUUCAAAAGAGGACCGGAUUGAGGACCCCAGUGCCUUGGGGAGGACCUUGAUGUUCCACUUUUGUUGUUUCAAUGGUUUUAUUUGGUUUUUACUGCACUGUGUUGAGUGGAUGGUCUAUAGACUGCUCUGAGGUCAGUUUGACCUUUUAGGAGCCAGGGACAUGAUUGAACGCUGGAUAAUAAGCACUGUCCUUGGACCAGUUUUGAAGCCUGCCAUGCUGUCAUAGCCCCUCUCCUGUCCACUGAUCUGAGACCUGUGAGACUGACAGAAACCACAAUGCGUUAAUACAACAACGUCUUAAUAACCCUUAAUCACUGUGUGUGUGUGUGUGUGUGUGUGUGUGCGUGCGCACCCUGCGCUAUCUGUGUAUACCUGUUUUGGCAUUAGCUAUCAUGUAAUCAAUCAUGUCUUUAUAGUCAAUACAUUUUAACGUGUGUAUACAGUUUACAAAUUUCUACCUUUCUAUUCCCAGGUAGUUCACAUGUAAUUCUGCUGUAAGGACACAACACACAUACUUGGACAGUUAUCUAGUAUUGUUAUCUCAGGGUUGGAUGGAGGUACCGCUACAAAGGAUGGCCUUAUUGUGUUAUUAUUGUAAUAAACAGUCUGUCCAUAGGGCUGUAGUCUGUCUAUACCCUCAAAUUCAAAUCUGGACCUCCACUGCUUUUAAAUUUGUAUUCUUCCCCCUCUAAUCAGGGACUGAUUUUAGACCUGCGACACCACAUGGGUGCAAUUAAUGAUCAGGUAGAACAGAACCAGCAGCACUCCGUACCUCGUAGGGUCAGAGUUGAAAACUCCUGGUCUAUAGUGUAUAUCCCAGGUUGAAGCUUUCGAUUCUUUUUGUUAAAUGUCUUCCUGUGAGAACCUGUUCUGGGACGUAUUCACUAAGCAUGAAGCGGAAGAAAAAGGGCUGAAACAGGGAUGUACUAUCUGAACUUGUCCAAUAAGAAACACUUGUUUUCUUUUUCCAUUGCACAAUGUUUUGAAACAUUUUUCUACAGUGUGCCCUAACGGACCAGAAAAGCAGAGGGGGCAUGUCUCAGACCCUGGGCUACAGUACAUUAAUUUGGGGCGCAAGGUUCCAGAACUUUCAGGCAGAUUCGUAUGCGUGUUCAUUUCUGUCUGAACUUUCUAUAAUGUUUUUGCCCCCACGGAACGUGGCCCAGGUUACCACGACAAGUUAAAGGUACCGCCUCCUCCUUCCCUUCCCAUUGGUGGCCUUGUAAAGGGACUUGUGUUAUUAGUCAGUGAGGUUGUCUGUCUAAUGGAUGUGAUCAUGUUUAUAGUUGUACAGACUGACUCAAAUGUAUCUUUUAGUUUCAAAUAUGACAGAUUAGUUUGUUUGUUUUCAUGUCCAUACUGUAACCUGUUGUUGAUGACAAUAGUGUGUGUAUAGGUAUGCCAACACUGUAAGAUACGCCACCUCAUAGGGCUGAGAGACAGCUAGAGACUGACUCCAGAUUAGCGUUUUGAACGUUUCUCUCCUACCACGUCACACUGCCUUUUAUAUGACUGUAUAAAGAUCGACUGUCCUAGUUUCUCUAGUUCCGGAGAUUACGUGUCUGUCUUUCCACUGUGCCUCGCUCUGGCCUUGUACAGACUGACGCCUGGGCCUAGUUUCUCUAGUUCCGGAGAUUACGUGUCUGUCUUUCCACUGUGCCUCGCUCUGGCCUUGUACAGACUGACGCCUGGGCCUAGUUUCUCUAGUUCCGGAGAUUACGUGUCUGUCUUUCCACUGUACCUCGCUCUGGCCUUGUACAGACUGACGCCUGGGCCCAGUUUCUCUAGUUCCGGAGAUUACGUGUCUGUCUUUCCACUGUGCCUCGCUCUGGCCUUGUACAGACUGACGCCUGGGCCCAGUUUCUCUAGUUCCGGAGAUUACGUGUCUGUCUUUCCACUGUGCCUCGCUCUGGCCUUGUACAGACUGACGCCUGGGCCCAGUUUCACAAAACCUUUUAGAAGACAUUUCUUAAGUGCCAUUUUUUCCCCCUUAACUUUAUACGUAUUAAAAUGUGCUGUUCCUCAAUAAGGUUAUUGCAAAUGUCCUUAAGUUUCUUCCUAAGAAAAUAGUUCAAAAUAAAUUUGAUUCUUGAAAAGGAAGUUAUUGGAUUUCUUCUUGUAAUUCCAAGAUGGCUAUAGUAAACACUUGUCUUAAACUCAUGGAAGUGAGAAAAUAAGCUAAUGAAAGCAAUUGAACAUGUUUAUUGACUCUACUGAAACUUUCAGUUGGAUUUGUUUUAAAUCCAAUAAAACAUUUUAGACCAGUAAUCUCGGUAAGAAAUAUGCUAACAUGAUUGCCCUUGCUAGAUAGCUCUGUUGCCUAGCGACAAUCAUUUUAGGAAGAUAUUUAAGAAGUCCAUUUGAGUUCUUAUGAGCUUAUUUAUUUUUCAAAAAGCUUAAGUUUUUGCAUAACUUUUGUAAAACUGUGCCCUGAUGCCUUAGUUGUAAUCUAAAACUGUUUACUUCCAUGUUUAAAUGAUUCAACAACAAAAUCACUGUUUCACGGUUGGCCUUGUCAAUGAACAUAUGUUUCUUUCUCUUAACAAUCUGCAUUUUUUUUAUAUGCCACUAAUUUUUACAAUAAAACACUUUUUCUAAUAAA
Molecule: messenger RNA, 3900 nt
Organism: Oncorhynchus nerka (sockeye salmon)
Lineage: Eukaryota; Metazoa; Chordata; Actinopteri; Salmoniformes; Salmonidae
Product: guanine nucleotide-binding protein subunit alpha-13-like
Exons: 6
Coding region: 59-1192 (377 amino acids)
Biological process (GO): Rho protein signal transduction; adenylate cyclase-activating G protein-coupled receptor signaling pathway
Cellular component (GO): heterotrimeric G-protein complex; brush border membrane
Molecular function (GO): GTPase activity; G-protein beta/gamma-subunit complex binding; guanyl nucleotide binding
Source: RefSeq, a predicted model, not a curated record